GGUCGAGCUAGCAGAUAGCAGACAAUAGCAGAAUUAUAUUUCGACGAAGUGGUAUUAUCGCGCAUCUGUCACUUGUUCUAAAACGGUAAAAUUUGCGACGCGGCAUGGUGAUCAGUGCUCACAGAUAAAAUACGAGGAUAGUUUUCCUUAAAAAUGAUUGUCACGAUGCCAUGGAGAAAUUUCCACUGAAGGGUACAGCGUUUUUGAACUCUACAAUCUCUCACUCAAAUGCAAAUGCUACAACAUAUCAUUCUGUUGAUGCAAAGAACAUAAAGUAUGGUGAUACUACUAAAACAGAAGAUGUACGACUACGAACCGGAAGACGCGAGACAAAUUUAAACAGCGAUGAUGACAUGCUAGAUAUCAAUCAUCACAUGUCUCAUCAUUUGGAUAAUAAUAUGUUAUCAGAUUGUGUUCGCAUCGACGAUGCAUCUUCCCAUAUUUCAGUUGACUCCGAUGAUAUACCCGGCAUCGGGCAGUACGAUGAUUUUCAUACUAUCGAUUGGCAGCGGGAUAUCGCACGUGAUCGGAUGCGGCAUCGUUAUAUCGUGAAGAAGAAACACGAUUCCAUCUGGGGUCUGAUAAAGGGGGCUCACGAUGCAUGGUCCGGAUGGCUAUGCGUCUUACUAGUUGGACUUUUUACGGGUGUGGCCGCUGGUGUUAUAGAUAUUGGCGCUUCCUGGAUGACGGAUCUGAAAUUCGGUAUCUGUCCGCAAGCUUUCUGGUUAAAUAAGGAGCAAUGUUGUUGGAGUUACAACGAAACUACAUUUGAUGGCGGAAAUUGCUCACAGUGGUGGACAUGGCCCGAGCUAUUCAAUCAAUCAAAAGAUGGUGCAGGACCUUAUACAAUUUCAUACUUAUUUUAUACAGCAUGGGCCCUUCUAUUUGCAGCACUUUCUGCAUCUUUAGUACGAAUGUUUGCACCAUACGCUUGUGGUUCUGGAAUACCUGAGAUAAAAACGAUUUUGAGUGGUUUUAUUAUUCGUGGAUAUUUGGGUAAAUGGACACUGAUUAUUAAAUCAGUAGGCCUGAUCCUUUCUGUAUCGGCGGGCUUAAGCUUGGGAAAAGAAGGCCCUAUGGUGCACAUUGCAUGCUGUAUAGGAAAUAUAUUUUCUUAUCUAUUUCCAAAGUAUGGUAGGAAUGAAGCGAAAAAGAGAGAAAUUUUAUCUGCCGCAGCUGCAGCAGGAGUUUCCGUCGCUUUUGGAGCUCCGAUUGGCGGCGUUCUAUUUAGCUUAGAAGAGGUCAGCUAUUAUUUUCCACUAAAAACCUUAUGGCGAUCCUUCUUCUGUGCUUUAAUAGCUGCUUUUGUACUGCGUUCUAUAAAUCCAUUUGGAAAUGAACAUUCUGUAUUGUUUUACGUAGAAUAUAAUAAACCUUGGAUAUUUUUUGAAUUAAUCCCUUUUGUCAUACUCGGUAUAAUUGGAGGUAUAAUAGCAACAUUAUUUAUCAAAGCAAAUUUAUUUUGGUGCCGAUAUCGCAAAACUUCAAAAUUAGGACAAUAUCCCGUAACUGAAGUGUUGAUAGUAACAGUUGUAACGGCAGUCAUCGGAUAUCCUAAUCCAUAUACGAGGAUGAGUACCAGUCAACUCAUUUAUUUAUUAUUCAGCCAAUGCGGGGUAUCGAAUGCAGACAUGUUAUGUGACUACAAUAGAAAUUUUACCGCCGUAAAAUCAGCAAUCGAAAUUGCUGCAGCUGGCCCUGGAGUCUACAAAGCUAUAUGGCUACUUGUACUGGCACUGAUACUGAAACUGAUUAUGACGAUCUUCACAUUCGGCAUGAAAGUACCAUGCGGUUUAUUUAUUCCGUCUCUAUGUCUCGGAGCGAUAAUGGGUCGAAUUGUGGGUAUAGGAAUGGAGCAGCUUGCGUACAAUUAUCCUCACAUAUGGAUGUUUAGCGAAGAAUGUUCCAUGGGUGUCGAUUGUAUUACACCUGGGUUAUAUGCGAUGGUCGGGGCCGCCGCUGUUCUCGGAGGCGUGACCAGAAUGACAGUCUCUUUAGUCGUCAUUAUGUUUGAAUUAACCGGUGGUGUGCGGUACAUUGUACCUUUAAUGGCUGCGGCCAUGGCGAGUAAAUGGGUCGGCGAUGCACUCGGAAAACAAGGCAUUUAUGAUGCUCAUAUCGGUUUAAAUGGAUAUCCAUUUCUGGAUAGCAAAGAUGAAUUUCAACAUACGACUUUGGCGGCAGACGUUAUGCAACCCAAACGAAACGAAACUCUUCACGUCCUUACUCAAGAUUCAAUGACAGUUGAAGAUGUAGAGAACUUGCUUAAGGAAACUGAGCAUAACGGCUUUCCCGUAAUAGUGUCUAAGGAAUCUCAAUAUCUCGUUGGUUUCGUUUUACGACGAGAUCUCAAUCUUGCUAUUGCUAAUGCCAAGAGGAUGAUCGAGGACAUCAGCAGGCAGUCGUUAGUUAUUUUUACUAACGGAAAUAAUGUCCAAAGCCAUUCGCCUCCGCCUUUAAAAUUAAAAAAAAUCUUAGACAUGGCCCCUAUCACUAUCACAGACCAAACUCCUAUGGAAACUGUAGUUGAUAUGUUUAGAAAAUUAGGAUUACGCCAAACUCUUGUUACACAUAACGGGCGACUUCUAGGUGUAAUAACAAAAAAAGAUGUUUUGAGGCAUGUGAAGCAGCUCGACAAUGAAGAUCCAAAUUCUGUUUUAUUUAAUUAAAAAGUGCGCUGCGACAGCCAACUUGAAAUUAUCAAUUCAAUUCAUAACAAUAGCAGCAUAAUAACGAACAACUUACAUAUACAUAUAUAUAUACACAGAGAGAUAAUUUAUAUUAAUUAUUAAUUU
Cataglyphis hispanica is the source of this 2795-nucleotide messenger RNA. RefSeq names its product H(+)/Cl(-) exchange transporter 3 (gene ClC-c). The transcript has 11 exons. Bases 171 to 2669 code for a protein of 832 amino acids. The record is from RefSeq and is a predicted model, not a curated record. Gene Ontology annotation, cellular component: membrane; synaptic vesicle; early endosome. Gene Ontology annotation, molecular function: voltage-gated chloride channel activity. NCBI's taxonomy places the organism in Eukaryota, Metazoa, Arthropoda, Insecta, Hymenoptera, Formicidae. Gene Ontology annotation, biological process: transmembrane transport; chloride transport.